AUGGACGACCAAAGACCUGUCCGACUUCUCUCAUUGGAUGGCGGGGGUAUCCGCGGACUCUCCUCCAUCUUGAUCCUGAAAGAUUUGAUGCGCCAUGUGAACCAGGAUCGCGAACCCGGCAAUCACCUUCAACCAUGGCAAAUCUUCGAUCUGAUCGGAGGUACAAGUACGGGAGGCAUGAUUGCCAUCAUGUUAGGAUGUCUUCGAAUGACAGUCGAAGAAUGUGAAGAGGCGUAUAUUCGUCUAGCGAAAACCAUUUUCAAGCCGAAGCGAUGGAAGUACAACUGUUUCAGCCGCAGUGUCGACUUUUUCUCCGCCAGCGAACGCUACGACUCGUCCAAGUUGGAAAGUGUUGUCAAAGAAAUCAUCAAAGCACGAACGGGCAGCGAGAAAACCCCGUUGAGCAAUUUUACAGAGGAUGCGGUCGGCAAAGUAUUCGUCACCACGGUUCAGACAGAUGACAAUGAGCUACUUUUGCUACGCUCGUAUGAAACGAGGCAAGAAAUGGACAAACAUUCCAAGCAAUUCCAGUUAUGGGAGGCACUCCGCGCCACAUCAGCUGCUACAACGUACUUCAAAGAGUAUCGUCGCGGUAAUGCAGGGUAUUUGGACGGAGCGCUAAAGAGUAAUAACCCCAUCUUUCAAGUUCGCCAAGAAGCUCGAGACCUAUGGCCGGACAGGGAGGCUUUCUUGAUCAGUAUCGGAACCGGCACCAAGCCUUCGGUUCCACUCAGGGGGAACCUCAUACACCUGGCGAGAACACUGUCCAAGCUGGUCACUGAAACUGAAGAAACAUGGAAUCGAUUCAGAGGGUCGCAUAAGGAAAUGCUGAAAGAUAGCCUCCUAUUUCGCUAUAGCGUCCCCGAGCUUGGCGGCGUGGAUCUGGGAAAUCACAAGUUGAUGGGGAUGGUCCGCUCAAACACGGAGCGCCACCUGCGAGAAGCAUCAACAGAGAAGUACGUCACAGCAUGUGCAAAGAAGAUGGUGGAGAUUGAGUCAGAUGGAUAUGAAAAACCUCGCGCGGGAAAGCCUCGAUCACUACAUCUAGUAGAUCUGUCAGACUCCGAGAAGGACUGUUUACGUAGUCUCUGUUCAACCAGCGGUGACUAUGAGAGCCAGAGGAUUGGCAUCGAGAAGCCUGUCCCAGGAACCUGCCAAUGGUUUCUUCGUCACCCAAAGUUUGUCGACUGGGAACAGAGCACGUCUUCCUCUCUUCUCUGGGUAACGGCAAAUCCUGGUUGCGGCAAAUCGGUUCUUUCCAGCUUCCUCGUGGACGCUUUAAGCCAUGGGGAAAACCAGUCCAUCGUUUGCUCGUUCUUCUUCAAGGCCGGCGUUGACAAUCGCCGAAGCUCCCACCAGGCUCUCUGCAUCCUGCUCCAUCAACUCUUUGUCGCCGCCCCGGAACUGGUAAGCGCAGCAAUGGAAGAUUACUCCAGCAAAGAUAUUUUGGCUUUCACCAACGACGUUGAGGCACUCUGGGCGGUUUUGUGUGACUCUGCUAACCGACUACGCAACCGCACCGUCAUCUGUGUCGUUGAUGCCCUGGACGAGUGUUCUGACGAGUCAAGGAAUCGCUUCAUUAGCCAGCUUAUCGCGUCAUUUUCAACCAGCAACUCCGAGAAACCUGCCGGCAAUCUGAAAUUUCUGGUUACAAGUCGUCCGUGGCCCAGCAUCGAAAGGUGCUUCAAAACUUUGCUCUCGAUCCGAUUGCGUGGAGAAAACGAAUCGCCAUCGCUCUCCAAAGACGUGGAAAGAGUGGUUGAGUAUCGGGUGCGGGAGCUCAAAAUGUCGUCAGCGCUCUCCGACGAGGCCAGCACAAUGGUCAUGAAAGUGCUGAGCGAAGGAGCUGAUCGUACAUUCCUCUGGGUUUCCUUGGUGUUUGACGCAAUUGAGCGACUCCAGUCGCGGAAACUCAGCUCCAUCGAAAAGUCCUUGGAAUCCUUACCAGGUGAUCUUGACCAGCUUUACGAAAGCGCCUGGACAGCCUUCGUCGACCGCGAAGCGUCACACAAGCUACUUGGUAUCAUAGUAGCUGCGAAAAAGCCCCUCAAAGUCGAUGAAGUCAACAUUGCUCUCAGUCUCGGGGAGAAUACCACUUCAGUAGAAGCCCUAGAGCGAGAGCUCGAGCCUGACGCAGAAUAUACGAUCAAAAGAUUGGGAGGGUUCUUCAUCCGAAUCAUUGACUCUACCGUAUUUCUCGUGCAUCAAACUGCACGCGAUUUCCUUCUUAGCUCAAGAGCAAAUGACAUGACGAAGGAGGGCAGGCCGAGGAUUGCACUGACGUUGGCACAUUCUGACUUGGGGGGAUGCUGCGUCAGAGUUCUCGCGCUUGACGGACUUCCGACAAGACCCAGUCUGCCGACAAAUGAACAAGAGCAGUUCGCCUCGAACAAAGCUUUUUUGGCUGAGUUGCCUCACUGGGCAAGAAACUUUUAUGUGUACGCUUCACGUCACUGGACGCAACAUCUCAGAGGCAACUCGUUACCCGAGUCCAAAUCCGGCAUUGAUCGAAUCGUCGUGACAAUCUGCGAUUCAGCAAAGCCAUUUCUUGGCGGCUGGUGGUAUUGGUAUGUCCAGAAAAGUUUCUUCGAUGACGGCAAGAGACCGCAUCAGGAUUCUCGCCCCCAUGGAUAUGCCGGUCGUUUUCAUGCGCACUACUCGACGGCGAGGCACGACUUUGUCGCCACACGAGGGCUGCUAGAGGCAGGUACGUCCAGUGUUGAGCAGCGCGACGUAAACGAUGACGAUCUGCUCUACAAAUCGUGCUUCUACUAUUUCAUAAAUCAGAUCCACUGGAUCCUUCAUCGAUACGAUCAUGCAGUCCUUCAGCUUCACAAGUCUUUGGCACACGCGUCUGAGUCUAAAAGAAUGGACCUAGUCAACAUAUUGCUUGCAACUGGGAUGGAAAUCAACCCUGCAGUGCAAGGUCCCCCGACGAAGACUUGGUCCCUCACCCAAUCCGCCAUCCAAUGCACGCCUGCUCUCGAGCGCCUCCUCGCACGAGGGUUGGUCAUUCAAAGGGAGGAUUUCGCGUAUGCUGCUCGCCAUGGAUACACUGAAGCGCUGGAGUUAUUGAUAAUCAACAACGUCAAAGAUAGAGACAGCCAGGUGAACCUAAGGGAAGCCUUGGCCCAAGCGACAGAAAAUGGAUAUUCGCGGUGUCGAGCUGUGGCUCUAAAGUAUCUUCCCAGCAACGCCGCCAAGGAGGUGGAUCCAUCGGUGGGGUUGUUGCCUGCCCUUUGGCGUCGUCCCGAGCUUAUUGAUGAUUUUCAGGAGCUACUUGACGAAGGAGCACAGGACAGCGGAGAAGUCCUGUCCACCGCCUGCUUUAUGGCAUAUCUAGAAGCGGUGAAACUGUUGCUGGGUGUUAUUACUUACACCCGAGAAACCCUCGAAAAGGCUCUGUUGGCCUUCUAUGACACACAUAUGGGACCCGAUCUGAAGGCUUACUACCUUCAAGUCGUAGAAAAGACGGUGGGCUCUGGACGAAAACUGCAUGAUGGAUUUAAGGUUUGGUCGCUUUUCGGUUUCACUGUCGAAGAGAAUGCCGAACUCCUACUACUACUUUCAGCCAAGGGAGCCCGUGUACCUCAUCGCAGGUAUGUCGAAGCAGUAGCUUUGGUCAUCGCCAAAGAUGAAAAGUUCAGCCUCUGGCUCCUGAGUACCACAGAGAGACUCCAGGACGAUCCGAAUCUUUCGGCCAGCCAUUUCCUGCCAUUAAUGUGCUUCUGGGGGAAGGCCGCAUUGGUACGGACGGUGAUUUCGCAAGUGGCGCUGGCUGAUAUCAAUAAGAAAAAUGGCGCAGGCGUAACCCUUUUGAUGAUCGCCACGGCCUCUGGAGAUUCGGCCACGGUGAGACUGCUCCUGGAAAGAAGAGCGGACCCCGAUCAAGAUUGCCGAUUGGAGGCAGCCAGGUCAGAAAUGACAGACUGUGAGUUGGAGUUGGUUGAUCUCCUCUCCAGUGUAGCUGGAGGCCUCAACCGUGAAACUCUCGAGGGUUCGCCACGUUUGCUAGCCCGGGACAUGGGAUAUUCUGACAUUGUCGGCCUGUUUGAUUCAUGGCGAUGA
Colletotrichum orchidophilum is the source of this 4068-nucleotide messenger RNA. RefSeq names its product ankyrin repeat protein. Lineage: Eukaryota; Fungi; Ascomycota; Sordariomycetes; Glomerellales; Glomerellaceae. Gene Ontology annotation, molecular function: protein binding. Gene Ontology annotation, cellular component: membrane. Bases 1 to 4068 code for a protein of 1355 amino acids. The record is from RefSeq and is a predicted model, not a curated record. The transcript is spliced from 5 exons. Gene Ontology annotation, biological process: arachidonate metabolic process.